AUGUUCCUCCAUGUUGUUGGCCAUAAUCAGAGGUUCAGGGUCAUUCACAACAUGUUCAGGAGGUCAAUGGAGACCAUCUCUAGGUACUUCAAGCAGGUGCUUUUUGCUGUUGGGGAGCUUAGAGGAGAGAUGAUCAGGAGACCAUCUGGCCAGACUCCACCAAAGAUUCGCGGAAGCCUAAGAUGGUAUCCAUACUUCAAGGACUGCAUUGGGGCAAUAGAUGGUACUCAUGUCACUGCCAGAGUUCCUAGGUCACAGUCUGCAGCAUACAAGGGGAGGAAGCACUACACAAGCCAGAAUGUGCUUGCUGCUGUUGACUUUGAUCUGAGGUUCACAUAUGUGCUGGCUGGCUGGGAGGGGUCAGCGCCUGAUGCAAACAUUCUCACUGACAGCAUGAGUCGACCUGAUGGGAUCAACAUCCCCGACGGCAAGUUCUACCUUAGAGAUGCUGGCUAUGCAUGUCGGCCGGGUAUUCUUCCACCCUUCAGGAAAACAAGGUACCAUCUCAACGAGUUCUCUGGUAGGAACUUUCCUAGGACUGCACAGGAGUUGUUUAAUCUCAGACACUCCAGCCUUAGAGUAACUGUUGAGAGGGCAUCUGGAGCUCUGAAGAAUAGUGGGGCUUUGAUGAACACGUGCCUGAGGAGAAAGAGGUCGAGCCUGACGAUGUUGUUAGCUCUAGCCAUGGUGUGGAGGCAUUUGACAGUGACGCUUGGAAGAACAAAAGGUUGGAGUGGGCAGAGGCAAUGUGGCUUAACAGAGGUCAGUGCAGGAUUUGAAGAAGGGGAAGAAGAAACAGCAGCAACAGAAGCACAGAAGAAGAGGAAGAAGAAGAAGCAGCAGCAGUAG
Molecule: messenger RNA, 849 nt
Organism: Aegilops tauschii subsp. strangulata
Lineage: Eukaryota; Viridiplantae; Streptophyta; Magnoliopsida; Poales; Poaceae
Source: RefSeq, a predicted model, not a curated record